Molecule: messenger RNA, 1548 nt
Organism: Lactuca virosa
Lineage: Eukaryota; Viridiplantae; Streptophyta; Magnoliopsida; Asterales; Asteraceae
Source: the annotation of a GenBank genome assembly
AUGCAUAAGGAUCUGGUUGGAUCUGCUAGGAUGAAAGAUGCAAUGGAUGUAGAAAACGAUAGACUGAGCAGCUUGCCAGAUGAUCUUAUCCAUAAAAUCAUUUCUUUUAUGAGCAUCAGAGAUGCAAUAGCAACCAGUGUUUUGUCAUCUAAAUGGAGGUCUAUCUGGACUUCAAUGCCCUAUCUGACUUUCGAAAAUCUCAAUAAUGGGCCCAGCAUCUCCAAAUUUAUAUCUAAUGUUUUGUCUCACUGUGAUAAUGGAACACAAGUUUCUUCGGUCAGUCUUGUUCUUGGUAGAACAGUUAUAGACGAUGAAUCUAUCACAAUAAUUCUCAAAUGCGCUUUUUCUCACUAUGUCCAACAACUCAGUGUUACACGCGCGCCUGAGAAAAUUGGUGAACGCCCCUUCGAUUACCGAUUAUCAUCUAUUGCCACACCAGCAUGGGACCUCCCAGCUUUAACGACAUUGCAUCUUCAUCAUAUCCAAUUGUCUGAUGAUAAUGAUUUUUUCUCCAAGUUCACCAAUUUGAAGAACCUCUCCUUAAGACUAUGUACAUUAAUGAAGGGAGCAAAAGAGUAUGUGAAUGGGGUUGCACCUCAACUCAAGACCCUCACUAUUAAAUGGUGCACUGGGAAGCUUCUGAUUUCUACACCUGGGCUUGCCUCCUUGGUCAUAGAAGAUGCUCAUGAAAUAGUUCGUCUGCUUCAACACCUCCGCACUGCCAAGCUUCUUAUACUUAGCUUGGGGAUUCUACAGCAUCUUUUUCAAGAAAGGGAGCACCUUUCUUCAUCCAUGGAACUAAUCCCACAUCAAACUUGUGCCAUCUUCCCAAUGGUCUCACAUAAGGAGAUUAAAGCUAUGGGGUAUAUGAAAUCAGCACUAGUAUUUGUGAUACACUUGGGACAGUGGCUAAAGCAGUGUAAAGCAAAUACAAAUAACAAGGCUCAAAUGGAUGAAAAUGGCAAACCACAAGUUAAGAAGCACUGUGCGAGGGAAUUGCAAUUGAACCUUGGGGAAAUGAUGGCAUUAAUUAAGCAAAGCAAAUCUGUAGCAUUUGAGACUUGUCUCAUGAUGGCAAAGUUUAAGUCAUGCAGUAGUGAAAUAUUACAGAUUAUUGAAUGGUUGCGGGAAAUGCGUUCAUUGUUUCAGUGCAUCGAAGGAUUGAUGACUCAGCUGUCUGCAUCAAAGAAGGAUGUGAUGCAACCAAUUUUUUCUAGAUUGUGUGAAGAUGCUACCAUUCUCACUAAUAAUAUAUUGGGAUGGAUGAAGACCAGACAGGAAACUCAAGAGACUAAUGCGCUUAUUAUUUAGUAUUUAGUAUUCGCACAGUGCCGGUAUACAUGAUGUUUUAAAAGAAAACUUAGAGAAUAUUACAAAAAUGGUCCCUAUGGUAUGGUAUAAUAGGCACCUAUAAUCCAAAUUCAAUAAAAUGGACAAACUUGGUCCUUGUGUUUAGUUGUUACUUGUUAUUGAUGAUCUCUAAGUUGUUGAGGUGGGUUUAGUGUUGAGUAGGUUGAUUUGUAGAGAACAUAUUCAAAUAGAUCGUUG